AUGAUGACAAAAUCAAAUCAUUGUGAAAAAGAUGAAAAAGAAUGGAAUAAUUAUAAUCUAUUUGCUUCAACAAAAGAAAUUGAAGAUGAAAAAAUAAUUGAAUUGGAAGGAAAAAUUCCUGAAUGGUUAAAAGGUACUCUUUAUCGUAAUGGUCCAGGAACUUAUGAAAUAAAUAAUGAUAUAAAAACAUCAUUUAAUCAUGCAUUUGAUGGUUUUGCUUUUAUUCAAAAAUAUAAUAUUGAUGGACAAUCUCAAUUAGUUCGUUUUCGUGCAUCAUUUAUUAAAUCACGUGCAUAUACUCAAUCAUUAGAAAAUUCUCGUUUAUCUGUAAGACAAUUUGGUACAGAUCCAUGCAAAUCAAUUUUUGGAAGAUUUCAAUCACUUUUUCGUAGUACAGAUCCAACAACAUAUAGUGAUGAUACUGGUGUUACUGUUCAAAUUGUACAUAAUCAAUUAUUAGCACUUACAGAAACACUAGCAGCCAAUAUUCUUGAUCCUGAUACACUUGAAUUAAUAGGUCCACUUAUAACAAUACCUUAUACUCAAUCACUUGAUUCAGAAAUAAUGACAAUAACAACAGCUCAUGUUAUGCAUGAUGAUAAACGUCAAAUGACAAUUGGUUAUAGUGGAAGAGUAACACGUAAAGGACAUUGGCUUGAUAUUAUAUUCAUAUCGGAUGAACCAUCGAAUCAAGAUAAAACAGAAGAAGAUGAUGAUGAUGUUGAUAAAUGGAUAUCUGCUAAUGAUCGUUUUAUUAGUAUAACAGAUAAAAUGAGUUCAACUGGAAAAGAUUAUAAUCGUCGUAUUAAAUCAAGUACAAAAUUGUAUCGUUUUCCAUAUGAAUAUGCAUGUUAUAUGCAUUCAGCAUCAAUUAGUGAAGAUUAUUUAAUUUUAACAGAAAUUCCAUAUCAUUUUAAUACGUUUUAUGCUAUUUGGACUAGUAUAUCAGGUGGUACACUAACAGAUAUGUUUAAAUGGAAUGGUAAAACAAUGCCAACUUAUUUUCGUAUAAUUAGUUUAGAUACAGGUGAACAAAUAGCUCGUAUUCCUGGUCCAGCUUUUUUUACAUUUCAUCAUAUUAAUUCUUAUCAAAAUAAACAUAAUAAAAAACAAAUUAUUGUUGAUAUUUGUGCUUUUGAUGAUCCAAGAAUAAUAAAUGAACUUUAUUUGGAUAAAUUACGUCAAAAUAUAUUUCCUUCAGGUGCUGGUUAUCUUAGAAGAUUUCAAUUAGAUUUAGAUAAAAAAAACAUUUAUGCUCAUAGUCUUAUACCAAUUCAAUUUGAAUUACCUAGAAUUAAUCCAAGAUUUAUAACUAAACAAUAUCGAUAUAUAUAUUGUGUACGUGCACUACCUGGUCGAUUGUUUGAUGCAUUAAUUAAAUUAGAUGUUGAAUCAAAACAAGAAGUAGGUUUAUGGGAAGAAGAAUGUACAUCACCAAGUGAACCUAUUUUUGUUCCAAGACCUGAUGCGAAUUAUGAUCAAGAAGAUGAUGGAAUUAUUUUAUCAAUUAUUUUAGAUCAACAAUCUAAACGAUCAUUUAUACUUGUACUUGAUGGAAUUACAUUUAAAGAAGUUGCUCGUACUUAUCUUCCAAUGCAUAUACCAUUAUCAUUUCAUGGAAAUUUUUAUUGA
Rotaria sp. Silwood2 is the source of this 1632-nucleotide messenger RNA. NCBI's taxonomy places the organism in Eukaryota, Metazoa, Rotifera, Eurotatoria, Philodinida, Philodinidae. The record is from the annotation of a GenBank genome assembly.